This is a messenger RNA of Sycon ciliatum, 3356 nucleotides long. RefSeq lists its product as uncharacterized. NCBI's taxonomy places the organism in Eukaryota, Metazoa, Porifera, Calcarea, Leucosolenida, Sycettidae. The record is from RefSeq and is a predicted model, not a curated record. The transcript has 7 exons. The coding region runs from base 80 to 2551 and encodes 823 amino acids.
GAACUUCGGAAAAAAAUGCUACAUCCAAGUCGAUCCGAUUGUUCUCCUCGACAACCGACCCGCGUCCAAGAGCUACCAGAUGGGCUCAAGAAGUAAUGGGUCUUGUGCAACAUUCGGUGCCACUUUGGUUGAUACAAAUCCACUGAACAAUGAAGGCACAAGCAUGGACCAAUGGCACCAGUGCGCUGUUAGUAACACGUCUAUUUUUGCUGUAACUAACCCGAACAAUGCGCUCGGCAAACUGUUAAACCUCAGCACCGCCUGGAUUCUGCUGGGACAAUCAAGUACGGAGUGCUACAAGCAUCUCGGUAACAUCUGGCUAUACAAGAGAAAUCAGUGUAGUAUGGAAAUGUUGCAGGAAACGUACAUAAUGAAAAGAUUGUCUGCAGGACAAUCCGACAGCGCACUUCAACUCCUUGCCAAGCGAAUUGGCGGUAACAAUGUUAGGGACCUCAGCAACAUUAUUAUUUCUGGAUCACUUAUCUUGGCACCAUGGUCGCAUUUUAGCGGCAUUCACUGGAGCUCUUCAGCUGGAAAUAGAUCUGGGCGGAUCCUCUCACGAAUUACGUUAUACCCAGCCCCAGGAGAGCAUAUUACUGUCAAUAUCCGCACCUAUGAUGACUUACUGUCGACGACUAGUUCUCGAAUGAAAGUUCAGAUUAUCAGUGAGGAUAAUGUUCACAUGCUACGCUAUGGAGCAAGAGAUAGAGGGCUGUAUGAGCACCUGGGAGAGAUGUACUUUAUAUCCAGCUCACCUCUCACCGGUAUAGCACUUGGCGGCGAACCAGGAGCACGAGGAUAUUUCCGGUUUAUGUUGUUGGAUGAUACUGCCAAAGAACAGAAGUCUCAAGAUGGAUUCUACUUGGAUGUUCCAUUUGAGUUGCGACCUUGUUUUGGAGGCUUUCAUGGCCCUGUUUUAGCGGUGACCGUAAAGUACCAGCCACUGACUCCGCUGACUAAAGUGUGCUACUGUAUAAACUCUACGGCGAUACAGAAGUGCAGCAAGGGUCGCUUUGUGCACAUGAAACCAGGCUAUUGGGCCGGUAACGUAGCAACCAAUAGCCGUCGCGACUCAGAAAAGGAACCUCUUGAUUGGAAAUCUACUGCUGAAUAUUUGGUGUUUGAAACGGAGAGCAACAUUUCAAAUAGCACGUUCAAAGAGACGCGGGCUUAUGAAUCAUUCGUCGAUUACCCGUUCGGUAUUGCACAGUGCACGAAUGGCCUUUGCAGUAGUAGUGCGUGGCUGUACAAUGGAUCCGGAACGCUAGCAUGUGUUGGCAAUGCCGCGGGUAUCUUGUGUGGAGAAUGCAGAGCCGGCACAAGACUGAAGCUAGCAUUAGCGCAAUGCGCUGAUUGCUCAAUGACGUUAUCUAUCCCACUAUGGGUAUACGUCAUAGCCAUGGUGGUUAUGACAGUCCUGACAUCCAUUCUGCUCUUCUACUUCAAUGUUGGCCUUUCACCAGUUCUGGAUAGCUGGCUGUUCUUUGUGCAGACGUCUUGGUACAUCUUCCCGAACGAAGUUACAUUCGUCUACAGCAGCAUCUACACCGUGUUGACUUUUGGACUCGGACACGUGUGUCUCAAAGAGGACCUAUAUCGACUUCAAGUCAGCACUCUACUCCUCAUCCAACCAAUCACACUUCUUCUCAUCUUCCUGGCUAUACGCAUUGCACGAUCGCACAACUAUCUUGGAACACGAUUGGCAAGACUUCAGAGCCACAUGAAACUAGUGCGAGUCAUGUGGUUUGUUCUGGUUUACAGCUACUUUAUGCUCACCUUCACAGCUCUCAGUGUGUUCUGGUGUGUGCAAAUCAACGACAGGCAGGUGCUUGCCAUGGAUGGUUCAGUAGACUGCUAUGUUUCACCACAUCGAGGCUAUGUCCUGGCAGCAGUCGCAAUCCUAGCCAUAGUUAUCCUCCCACCGCCGUUUCUAUUACUCACUCGACGAACCCAUGGUCAUAUCAUGUUGAAGGGUUUCGUGGACGAGGCGUGCUGCAUGUACACUGAUGAGUGCCGCUGGUGGUCAGCUGUGAACCUGUUGAGGCGUAUUGCCAUAGGCCUGCUUGGAUCACUACCGUUUUCGAGCGCGGUGUCCAGACUGUUGGUGACAUCUGGAUUCCUUCUGCUACUUCUGAUGGUGCAUAGCAAAGUUCGGCCUCUUCGGAAGGGUGAUUUUUCGGGUGUUGGCUACAACACAUGGGAGUCGUUCAUGCUCUGCAUUUCCAUCUGUAUCGCAGUACUCUACAGUGUCAUGUACGCGUCGCAGAUGACCGAAAACUAUGUGCUAUGGGUCUGUGGGGCACUCUUCCUUACGCCCACUGCGUUGGUGCUGACAGCACUCCUAUACCGACAAUGCCUAGCCAAGGAAGGAGGCUACGGAAGAUUCAGAACCCUCUCCGCUCGCCGCAUGUGGCGGCGUCGGCAGGAGAGACGUAGACGGGAGAGAACCGAAUCACAUCUGGACGAAACAGCCUUGGCCAACUUGAUAGGCGGCAUCAGAGACCCACUCUUAGUUGAUAACAUCCGUGAUCAACAAGAGGGUCGUCUCUAAAUUAUGUUGUGUAACCAUGCACCUGACAGAUCUUCUAUAACACGAGAAGCUGUAUUUGCUGUAAAUUAGCCUCUAAUUUUUAAGUAGUAGUAAGCACUCCCCAAUUAUGAUCUCUCAACGCUCACAUGACGAUCUCCACGCAGAAGUACCAUACACGUUCAAGCACAUCUUUCUCCCCCUCAAAAGCAAUGAAGGAAAGGCCUGGAUACGCAUUAUUGGUACUAAGACACUAAUAACUAUGAAGAGAGGAAUGGAGGAGUAUCUGGUCUUCUGUAAUAACGUUGAAUGACAACAUGUUGCCAAAUGGAUCUUCUACAUUUGUAUGCAUAUUGCAACACACAUUCUGUAUUGGAUUACUUCAAGCUUCAAGCAAUCGCCUAUUCGCUAUUUGUCCUGGUAUCCGUAGCGGAUCCUUUCUUUUUACGAAAAGCGUAAUUGAAUAUAAUUAUUCAUUGCUACGAUCAUGCAUUAUGUGCUUGCGCGGCUCUCCCGAUCUAUAUUACCACCUGGAGGGUGAUUCGGAAGAACAACCUUCCAUAUUGGCUGUGGCAACAGAACGAUAGGCAUUUGGAAUUUUACAUGUUUUUCUACUUUUGGUGUUUCAAUGUUUUUUUUCUUUUCAUCUUGCAUGUACAUGUUCGUACCAGCCUUUUAUUCUUACUCCCCCCUCCGUAUCGUCAUGCUCAUGGCGUUGGCUCUUUUCUUCGGUUGGGGGGAACAGAGUCCCAUGCCGUGUAAAACAUUGAAUUGUACGCCAUAUCCAUGAACUAUUCAUUUUUUCACUCCUUAGUUGCUCAUAAACUAG